AUGCCCGAGCAGCUCAGCGUCGCCGAGUUCCUGGCCGUCACAGCGGAGGACCUCAGCUCCCCGGCCGGGGCCGCCGCCUUUGCCGCCAAGAUGCCCCGGUGCCGCGGGGCGGCCCUGGCGCGGGAGGAGAUCCUGGAAGGAGACCAGGCCAUCUUGCAGAGAAUAAAGAAGGCUGUGCGGGCGAUCCACAGCUCCGGACUUGGCCACGUGGAGAAUGAGGAGCAGUACCGAGAGGCUGUAGAGUCCUUAGGCAACAGUCACUUGUCCCAAAACAGUCACGAGCUGUCCACUGGCUUCCUGAACUUGGCCGUGUUCACCCGCGAGGUGGCUGCACUUUUCAAGAACCUGGUUCAAAACCUGAACAACAUCGUCUCAUUCCCCCUGGACAGUCUACUGAAGGGGCAACUGAGGGACGGACGACAGGAUUCCAAAAAGCAGCUGGAGAAGGCGUGGAAGGACUAUGAAGCCAAAAUGGCCAGGCUGGAGAAGGAGAGAGACCGGGCCAGGGUGACAGGAGGGAGCCCCGGGGAGGUGGCCCAGGACACCCAGAGAGAGCGGCGCGUCUUCCAGCUGCACAUGUGUGAGUAUCUGCUGAGAGCCGGGGAGAGCCAGAUGAAGCAGGGUCCUGAUUUCCUGCAGAGCCUCAUCAAGUUCUUCCAUGCGCAGCACAACUUUUUCCAAGAUGGCUGGAAGGCUGCUCAGAGCCUGUCCCCCUUCAUCGAGAAGCUGGCAGCCUCUGUACAUGCGCUGCGUCAAGCCCAGGAGGAGGAGCUCCAGAAGCUGACCCGGCUCCGGGACUCCCUCCGAGGGACGCUGCAGCUCGAGAGCAGAGAGGAGAAUCUGAGCCGGAAGAACUCAGGAGGCGGAGGUGGCUACAGCAUCCAUCAGCACCAAGGCAACAAGCAGUUUGGGACAGAGAAGGUGGGCUUUCUCUACAAGAAGAGUGAUGGAAUUCGAAGAGUCUGGCAGAAAAGGAAGUGUGGAGUCAAGUAUGGCUGCCUGACCAUCUCCCACAGCACGAUAAACCGGCCCCCAGUGAAGCUGACCCUGCUAACGUGCCAAGUGAGGCCAAACCCUGAGGAGAAAAAGUGCUUUGACCUGGUGACCCACAACAGGACAUACCACUUCCAGGCAGAGGAUGAACAUGAGUGUGAGGCGUGGGUGUCAGUGCUACAGAACAGCAAGGAUGAGGCCUUGAGCAGUGCCUUCCUCGCCGAGCCCGGCGGUGGCGGUGGCCCAGGACCCUGGGGGGGUGCCGGGCUGGACGCAGAGCCCCAGGAUCUCACGAAGCUGCUCAUCGCCGAGGUGAAGAGCAGGCCCGGGAACGGCCAGUGCUGCGACUGCGGGGCUGCAGACCCCACGUGGCUCAGCACCAACCUGGGCGUGCUCACCUGCAUCCAGUGCUCCGGCGUCCACCGCGAGCUGGGCGUGCGCUUCUCGCGCAUGCAGUCCCUCACCUUGGACCUGCUGGGCCCCUCCGAGCUGUUGCUAGCCUUGAACAUCGGAAACACGCGCUUCAAUGAGGUCAUGGAGGCUCAGCUGCCCUCACAUGGCGGCCCUAAACCCUCAGCUGAGAGUGACAUGAGCACGCGCAGGGACUACAUCGUGGCCAAGUAUGUGGAACACAGGUUUGCCCGCCGGUCCACACCCGAGCCUCAGAAACUCCGGAUGGCCAUUUGCAACCGGGACCUCCUGUCGGUCCUGGAGGCCUUCGCUAACGGGCAGGACUUUGGACAGCUGCUGCCUGGGCCUGAGGGGCAGGCAUCUGGAGAGCUCGCCCUGCACUUGGCGAUCCGAGUCGCCAGCCCCGCCUCCUUGCCCCUGGUGGACUUCAUCAUCCAGAACGGAGGUCACCUGGAUGCCAAGGCUGCUGACGGGAAGAGCGCGCCACAUUGUGCUGCUCUCUACAACCAACCUGACUGCCUCAGGCUGCUGCUGAAAGGGAGAGCUUCGGUUGGCGCAGUGAACGAGGCAGGAGAGACAGCUCUGGACAUAGCCAGGAAGAAGCAGCACAAGGAGUGUGAGGAGCUGCUGGAGCAGGCCCAGGCUGGGACCCUCGCCUUCCCUCUGCACGUGGACUACAACUGGGGAAUCGCCACUGAGCCUGGCUCGGACAGUGAGGAGGACGAGGAAGAGAAGCGCUCCCCGCUGAAGCCCACAGCCCAGGCCCGCUGGGCCAGUGGGAGGGUCGACCUCAGCAACAAAACCUAUGAGAGCAUCACCAGCCUGGGAUCAGCUGCCCCUCAGAGCCAGAGUGACGCCUGCCCCCCACCCUUGCCGGUCAAAAACCCUUCCCGGACGGCGGUCCAAGGGCGUGCAGGACAUGCCAGUGGAGAUCGUUCUGAAGUCCCCAGCCUGAGCUCAGAGCCCUCCGGGGCCCCUGAGAGCCUGGGCAGUCCAGCCUCUACGCCUUCCAGCCUCACAAGCCCUGUGGAAGCUGUGAGUUCCAGCCAAACCCCAUCCAGCUCUGAGGAGGGCCCCUCCCGAUCCAGCCUGACAUCUGGAGCCACCCCUGCAGAGAUGUAUCCCCCGGUCAGGUUCAGCUCCGAGAGCACUCGCUCCUAUCGGCGGGGUGGGCUGGAGCCUGAAGACUGUCUCUCAGCCAGACAGCCUCUGCCCACAAGGAACAUGCCGGUUGGCUUCACUGAAGGAGAGGGCUCCAGGGCAGGUUCUCCUGGAAACUCUGUGCAGCUUUUGCAAGACUAGCUCCUUGCUGGCCCUUGCAUGCCUGAACUAGCCCCAUGUUGGACCCCAAUGUUCAGAGCUAGGACUUGAGCCCACAAGACUGGGGAACUGAGAUGUCCAUUCCCUUGGGUCUUGCUCUGUCUGCCUCUUGUACCUCUGUGGCUGGCCUUCCUCCCUACCGUGGGCCUUUGCCCCCUCCAAGGAUACAGGGCCCUUCCAUGUUAGGGCUGAUGGCGGUUCCUUCCCCUCUAUCCCGUCACCGCCCAGGGAGCCCUCUGGCUGGGUCUGAUACUUGUGAGCUAGCUUUAGCUGCAGAACCCUCAGUCUCUCAUCAGACCAGAAUAUGUUUCUCCCAUCAGUCUGGGGGCUCCAUAAGAGUAGGACCAGCCCA
Odobenus rosmarus divergens (Pacific walrus) is the source of this 3076-nucleotide messenger RNA. RefSeq names its product ArfGAP with SH3 domain, ankyrin repeat and PH domain 3 (gene ASAP3). The record is from RefSeq and is a predicted model, not a curated record. Gene Ontology annotation, biological process: positive regulation of GTPase activity; cell migration. Gene Ontology annotation, molecular function: GTPase activator activity; protein binding. Gene Ontology annotation, cellular component: cytoplasm; focal adhesion. Lineage: Eukaryota; Metazoa; Chordata; Mammalia; Carnivora; Odobenidae.